UUCGUGGCAUCAAAGCAAUCAAAGACACUCGACGAUUGUGUUUAGGACGAUGUUUUGUCGUACAGUGGAACACAACAAUGCGGUCGUUACCUGGUUGACUCGCAACUAAUCACUCCCGGGACAAGGUGGGCGACGAUUGAAGGUUGCUAGAGAACCUCAAUGUGGUUAAUUUAUCUUGACUUUGAAGGAUAAAUAAUGCCAAAUAAGCGUUCACGAUACACCGAUCAUUGCCUGGCGAUGUUUUGAGUCAGCGGCCACGGUGCAAAGAAGAGAACAUUUCGGAUCGUCAACGUUGUCAACAUCGGUCAGGUUUGAAGAGUCAUCGUUACAUAGAUUUACAUACAAUUUCAGAUGUACAUAGUCAAUAUGGUAUUGUAGUUUAUAACCAGCAGCCUUUACAUAGCAAGAGAAAAACUACACAAAAACAGUACAAAUCGGACAAGUGUGUGGGAUUAGUUAGGAGAAUAAGAAAACGGACAAGAUGAACCAGAAUAAGCGAAAACGACAAAUUACGUUGAAUGAAAAAGAGCUACACCACGUGACUCACCUGCAAUCCAUCUACAUGAAUAGAUCGGAUAAAAAAACACCGACACAAGAAAGUUUUGCAGCGUCUCGAAGAAAUCCAGGAAGAAAAAGUGAAGGAACACAACAGGAAAGUCGAAGCGCGAGUACAAGCUUAUAAGGAGUCUGUAGAAAAACAAAAGAAAUGUCUUGAGAGAAUGAGAGUUAGAUAUUUAGACGAUCAAUCGAAACGACUUGAGACACAAUUUAUGAGUUGGAGUGGGGUCGACACGGUUGUCGUGGGCCAACCUUUCAGAAGCGACUACGGUUUGCCGGAGCAGCAUGAGGAUAAAGUGUAUGCUGUCAAAAAUCAUGUCACCAAAAAAAAGGAAAAACUCACCAAAAUAAAAAAGAAUCCGAAACGAUUACGGGAAAAAAACAAGGAGAAACUGGAUAUGGUGUUGAAUCCUACUUAUGGUGUUCACGAGCCUGAGAGAGUCUUGUUGUCCGACGUCAGUCUUGAUGAAAUACGAGAGGCAACGAAACAGGUGACUAAGAAGGAGCAUCGCACCGAUAAUGGAUCCGAUGAAGUAAUUGGUCUCGAAAACGAAUUCACUUUUCUUCGCUUACUAGAGACGGUUUCAAGUUGAUUGCCUCAUCAAAUGUAUUAUCACUUGACAAGUUGUAGUCACGUGGUGUAUGUAGUGUUAUGGAACGGAUUCGUUAAUUUCCACAAUCAUUUGUGCGUGACUCAGUCGAACUG
Molecule: messenger RNA, 1264 nt
Organism: Saccoglossus kowalevskii
Lineage: Eukaryota; Metazoa; Hemichordata; Enteropneusta; Harrimaniidae
Source: RefSeq, a predicted model, not a curated record